Balaenoptera musculus (blue whale) is the source of this 4823-nucleotide messenger RNA. RefSeq names its product serum amyloid A like 1 (gene SAAL1). The record is from RefSeq and is a predicted model, not a curated record. The coding region runs from base 36 to 1460 and encodes 474 amino acids. The transcript is spliced from 12 exons. NCBI's taxonomy places the organism in Eukaryota, Metazoa, Chordata, Mammalia, Artiodactyla, Balaenopteridae.
CGGAGCGGUCCUCGCGCGCUGGAGGCGGCCAAGUCAUGGACCGCAAUCCUUCUCCGCCGCCGCUGAGUCGGGACGGGGACGAGGAGGAGGAGGCGGCCGGGGGGGACUGCAUAGGCAGCACGGUCUACAGCAAACACUGGCUCUUCGGCGUCCUCAGCGGGCUCAUCCAGAUUGUUAGCCCUGAAAACUCCAAAUCCAGCUCAGAUGAUGAGGAGCAGCAGAUGGAGCUUGAUGAAGAAAUGGAGAAUGAAAUCUGCAGAGUGUGGGAUAUGUCAAUGGAUGAGGAUGUGGCUUUGUUUCUCCAAGAAUUUAAUGCUCCUGACAUAUUUAUGGGAGUAUUGGCCAAAUCCAAGUGUCCUCGAUUAAGAGAAAUCUGUGUGGGAAUUUUAGGUAAUAUGGCCUGUUUCCAGGAGAUAUGUGUGUCCAUCAGCAGUGACAAAAAUCUUGGCCAGGUAUUAUUGUACUGUUUGUGUGAUUCAGACCCUCCUACUCUGCUGGAAACAAGCAGGUUGUUGCUUACUUGCCUUUCCCAGACAGAAGUGGCCAUUGUCUGGGUUGAAAGAAUCCGAGAACAUCCAGCUAUUUAUGAUAGCAUUUGCUUCAUCAUGUCAAGUUCAACAAAUGUUGACUUGCUGGUGAAGGUCGGGGAGGUUGUGGACAAGCUCUUUGAUUUGGAUGAGAAGCUAAUAUUGGAAUGGAUUAGAAAUGGGGCUGUUCAGCCUCUGGACCAACCCCAGGAAGAUUCUGAACAGCAGCCAGUGUUUCGAAUUGUGCCCUGUGUACUUGAAGCUGCCAAACAAGUACGUUCUGAAAAUCCAGAAGGGCUCGAUGUUUACAUGCAUAUCUUACAGCUGCUGACUACAGUGGAUGAAGGAAUUCAAGCAAUUGUACAGUGUCCUGACACUGGAAAAGACACUUGGAAUUUACUCUUUGACCUGGUGUGCCAUGAAUUCUGCCAGUCUGAUGAUCCACCCAUCAUACUUCAAGAGCAGAAAACAGUGCUAGCCUCUGUUUUUUCAGUGUUGUCCGCCAUCUAUGCCUCACAGGCUGAACAGGAGUAUCUAAAGACAGGAAAAGUAGAUCUUCCUCUAAUUGACAGCCUGAUUCGUGUCUUACAAAAUAUGAAACAUUGUCAAAAGAAACCAGAGAACUCAGCAGAGUCUAACACAGAAGAAACUAAAAAGUCUGAUUUAACCCAGGAUGACUUCCACUUGAAAAUCUUGAAGGAUAUUUCAUGUGAAUUUCUUUCUAAUAUUUUCCAAGUUUUAACAAAGGAGACUGUAGCUCAGGGACUAAAGGAGGGACAGUUAAGCAAACAGAAGUGUUCCUGUGCAUUUGAAAACCUUCUUCCUCUCUAUAACCCUGUGGUAGAAGACUUCCUCAAAAUCCUACGUGAAGUUGAUAAGACCUUUGCUGGUAACCUGGAGGAAAGCUUCCCAAGUUUGAAGGUUCAGACUUAAAAACUGUUGGAAUUCCUCUGCUGAAGAAAUGAACUCUAUUUUCCUUGCUGACAGUUGAAAUUGACAAACAAGAAAUAUUAGACCAUAAUUGUUUGGUUUUAUACUCAUGCCCUUCUCCUCCAGCCUUAUCUCAUUUUUGUUUGGCAUUGGAAUCUAGCUUCACUACCAUCAAACAUCAUCUCGCCCGCCCCCCGCCACUUCUUUUUUGUAUUGGUUGUGCAGUCUUUUGUCUUCUUCAGGUAAAGAAGACAAAAUACAAGCUUAUCAUUAAGGUUCUUUUUAGAAUAUUUGAGGGGUUGGUGAGGAUUUUCUUUGUAACUCUUAAUUUGAUUUUUACUCAGAAUUUUGUAUUCAUAUCCACUACAAGUACAUUCACCUGCACUAGUAGAAAACCCUACUAUAGUAGUUGCUUAAUCUGAUAACUUGUAUGUAUUUUAUGCAAUAAGAAGUCCAGAGGUGGGCAGUCCAGCCCUGAUAAGGUGGCUCAGGGACCCUGACUCCUUUCACCUCCAUGUGGUCUGCCAGGUAGACCUCUGUGUUCAUUUUUAUUGUCUUGUGGUUAAGGGGACUAUAAUAUCUCUGGUCCUUUCUUCCACAUUCAGGGAGGAAAAGGGAGAAAGAAGCAAAGGGGCUUUCUUCUAGCAAGUCUUUACCUUUUUAUUUGUAAAGGACAGCCCUCCCUGGCCAGAACCAUGUCGCACAGCCAUUCCUAACUGCAGGUAUUUGAAAUCAAGUACUUUUUUCUUUCUAGCCUGUACAGGAGAGAAAGGCAAGAGAGAAGGGAGAUAUGAAUGGCUUUUGAGUGUACCCAAUCCAUGGUGUUUGCCACAAUAUGCAAACCUGUCUAUCCAUUUUACUUGUAUUGACUCCAUGCUAGGUUGUUAGUAACAAUUAAAAGCAAUUACUAGUUUAGCUUUGUUAUAGUUCAGUUUUUUUUUUCCAAUGUUUUAUGUAUGAAGAUGGAAAUGCUAACAUUAUGAUAAAAGCACAUUAGCAAAAUUCUCUAUCUUCAGAGAAGAUAGAAUAACAGUGGUUUAAUUUCAGAAAGUGAUUUGCUUGAGUGACUUCAGAUUUUUAAAAUUAAGAUUGAGGGAGUUUCAUAACUUCUGAUUGUUUAUAAACUGCUACACGUGAUUUCCCUCUCAUACUUUAUCAUUCUUUAUAGUGCUUCUUAAUGAAAUAUAUUCAGAGAAUCAACCAGGUACACUUAUAGGAAGCACCCAGUUUGCAUUAUUUCAGUUACUGAAAGUGGACUUUUAAUAGAUUUUCAGAAAAUAUCAGUUAUGAAUGAAAAAGCCAGCUUUUUAAACCUCUCUUCUGGUAUAGCCUCUUUUCAGUUUAUUGCAGAAUCUUUUAGACUUUAAAGCAUUGGUCUUGCCUCACACUUUGUAUUCUUUCCUUGAGUGACUUUUGCUGAUAAAACACAGGGGUGUCCUGUGUUAUUUAUAAGAGAUAUAUCAAUAUAAUUUCCAGUUUGGGGAUAGUUUUAUUGUUGAAAGUAUCCCUGCUGAAAAGAAUUGAACUAUAAAAUUAAAAUCGUACCGAUUAAACUCUAAUUGGUAGGUUUACUUUACGUGUAUCUGUAUGUCUUUGGUGAUGACCUUAUCCACAGGUUGAACGUGACUUUAAUGUGAGCUUUCAAAGGCACCGAUGAAAUCACUCCUACCUGCUAGCCAGUGCUAAAAAUUCCACUCUUGUUAUCUCUUGAAGCUUAAGGUUAAGAUGCAAAUAACCCCAUAAGAGUAACACUCCAAGUUAUUGUCAUGUUUACCUCAGUGCAUAAAUUCACAGUCUGUUUUCCUGAGAGCACAUUUUAAAAGGGGGAGCACAAGGAUCUUGAGUUUCUGAGCAAGAGUGCCCCGCAGAGUGGGGUAAGUUACAGAGGGAGAAAAAGGAUACAUCAUGGGGAGGCUCGGGAUGUCCAGGUUAUUUUCUACUUCCCAUUUCUGUCUUGAACCUGCCUUAUUUACUUGUUACUUCUUGCUAUUGUAACAUUAUGAGGUGGUACGUAUUUUCAUAGUACUUUGAUAUGUUUGAAAACUUCCUAAAUCUAUGAAUUAUAAUAAAUAGUUUUUUUUUUUUAAGUGAGCAGUGUUAAAACUUUUUUAAUGCUACGCGGUUUGAAGAAUUUACCAAAAAAUUUUAGUGCUUGCAUCAGUUACAGUGAUAUUUUAAAAUGGCGCUCUCUCCAGAAGCAUAAAUAUGAAAUUUGGAAUUUUAUGUACAAAUGAAAUUGAAACUCAUUCUUCCCCCAUACAUUUUUGCAGAGGAGGGAAGAAAUUACAAGAGGAACUUCAGUGAGCAUUUGUUAAAUGUGUCAUUCUAUUUCUAAUUAAAUUUGAGUUUGAUUUUUGAGGUAUUUAAACCACUUAAGACAGACACAGAAGAUAUGUUUUCUCUCUGCCUUUUUUUUAAUUCCCUGCAGUUAAUGGGAUAUAGCUAAAUUGUUCUCUUGGCUGAUCCAACUUUCAAGAUCAAAAGACUUUUUCCACUCUCUCUCGAACAUUUCUCUUGCCUUGCUUUGAAUUAGUUCCCCUGAAUAACUUUGGCAUGAAAGUGGAAAAAAGUUUGAAAACCAUCUCUCUUGUAUACUUCUUAAGUGAAGCAUAUGUAGAAACCAACCAUAGACAUUAAGAAGCAACCUCUGUUUAAGGUUCAGAAAAUCUUAAGUGCAUGAACUGUUGAACAGCGUUUUCUAUUCUGCAGGACUGGGCUAUAGUGAUGCUGGUUCUGACAGUUAACUGUGAAUUUGAAUAAAUUGAAGAAAAGGAAUAUUGGGGUUAUAGAUUAUCUUGCCUGUUUUAAAUAGUAUUUUUUAAAAAGCUCAUCAAUAGCUUUUUUUUAGAAAAAAAUAGAUCUAUAUUAAUUUAGAACUCAUCUCUGUAUUCUCCUUGAGAAUAUGUUGUCGUUUUACCACUUUGCAACUCCUCUUCUCUGCUCCUGGCAAAAGUUUUAAGAAGGAAAAAAUAGGUAAACACCUCUCUUGAAUUAGUCCAUAUCAGUAUUUUUCUUUUUAUUGCCGGGAUGAGAUUUAAUCUGAGAACCAUUAUUAAAAGUUAUAUAUUUAUAGUGAAGUGGUAUGAUGUCUUGAAUUUUCUUCAAAAUAGUCUGGGACAAGGGGAAGGAAGUGGGUUAAGGGAGUAGAUGAAACAAGAUUGGCCAUGAAUUGGAAUUGCUGAAGCUGGGUUAUGAUGGCAUGGGGAUCCGUUACACUAUUCCCUCUCUGUUUGUAUAUGUUUGAGGUUUCCUAUUAAUGUUUUUUAAAAGCAAGUAAAUCAUACACAUAAUUUUAAACCUGAAUUUAAUUACAAAUGAUGCUUGUUUCUUUUAUGUCUAAAUAAAACUAACACUAUUGUAUUAGCA